UUCCUGACAUACCCCCCAAAGAACUGCAAUUAUGCUGGAGAGGCUGCAGAAGCACUGAGCUGUUCUUUCCCAGUUCUUUUGAUUUUUGUUGCCUUUCCAUGAGUUCCUGUCCUGUUUAGAGCCGUGUCUUUUUACUUUUUAUUUGUAGCGUGCGUGGUUCUGAGGAUAUUAGAAAAAUGUGCUGAAGGUUCACUGUGAGGCGUGGCUAUUUUUGUUAGAAGCUGAUACUUUAGACUGAGCUUUGAGUGGUGCCUCUGGAAGACCUUGGGUUGCUGUGAGAGGGCAGGAUUCUGCAGAGGAAAAAGACAUUUCAGAGGGGCACAAAAGAAGAAAGAACACAAUUAGACAAAGCAGAGGACCUCCCUCCUUCUCAUUCUGCAGCUCCUGCAAGAGCCAGCAACCCAGAAGUACAGUCUAAGCUGCCACAGUAGAUCUUGACCAUUUUAACAGAGUAUCUCUUACCAUCAUCAUGGCCGAGAUUACAGCAGAAGGACAUAUGUCUACAACUACAACAAUAAUAGAUGGUAAGAAUGGAUCCGUUCCUUCAUCAUCCAUGAAAGUGGGCAAGAAAUCAGUUACAGAAGACCUCGUGACAACAUUCAGCUCACCAGCAGCAUGGCUUCUCGUUGUCGCUCUGAUUAUUACCUGGUCAGCAGUAGCUAUUGUAAUGUUUGACUUGGUGGAUUACAAAGACUUGGCAGCUAUAGACACCUAUUCACAACAUUGCGAUGAUCCCUGUUUACCACCUGGAAGAUCUGUUAACAAGCUCAGCACGGAACCACUGAGAAUCAUUCAUGAGACACUGGAAGAAUCUGCUGAUUGGAUUUAUGGCUUUUUUUCUUUACUGUCUGAUAUCGUAUGGAGUGAUGAUGAUGAUGACAGUGAUGAAGGUGAAGUGGAACCUUCCAUGAAAAAAGAAAUUCAAGAAGAGAAAACGGAGAGACACGAAAAACGAACACCAACAAAGGCAAUUCACAGAGAUAAACCUGAAAAACAAGAAAAAACUGAGAGGAAGGAACCUCUAAAGGUGACACAAAAAGACAAACUGGAAAGACAAGAAAAACUUGAAAAAAAGGAAAGGCAUGCAGCUAUUCACAGAGACAAACCUGAAAAGCCAGAAAAACCUGAAAAGAAAACACCUUCUAAAGUAACUCAAAAAGACAAACCUGAAAGACAUGAAAAAGCUGAAAAGAAACCUCCUCCUCCUAAAGAGGAGAAGAAAGUAAAGAGCACUAAAGUGGAAGCAAAACUUAAAAAGGAAGUGAAGGAUGGAAAAGGAGAAACAAAGGCGGCUGAGAAGGUCAAGCAGGCAGAGAUUAAACCAACAGAAACUGGGCUAAUAAAGGCCAAAACGAAAGUUAAGGAAGAGAAAGCUCUUCAGACUGUAACUAAAUCGGACAAGAAAGAUCAAUAUGCGUUCUGUCGCUAUGUGAUUGACAUGUUUGCGCAAGGGGAUUUUUAUCCAGGACAUAAGGAAUUUGUACCACCUCGUCUUCUUCUAGAACACAGUCCAAGAAAGAAACCAGCAGCUGUUGACGAAGAAAAGUCUAUUGUGGUACCUAGAGAAGUGAAAAAGAGAAAAGAGGAAAAGAAGAAGACUGAUGAAAAAAGGAGUAGGACUGAAACAAAGAUGAAAGAAAAAACAGGAAAAAAAGAGAAAACUCAUGAGAAGACAGCUGUCCCUGAAAUUAAAAAAGCAGAUAAAAAAGAAGCUGCUGUGUCCAAAGAACUCAAAAAGCCAGCAAAAGCUCCUGCAGCCAAUCCAGCUAUCAAAAAAGCAGCAGCACCAGAACCACACAAGAAAGAAAAAACGAUGGAAUCUGCCAAAACAGCAAAGAGAGAAGUAAAAGUACAUGCAUCUGUGCAAAAUCCGAAGUUAAAAGGACCUGAAAAGAAGGAAGUAAAAGCAACAAAGGCAACAGAGCAAGAUAAACCAAAGAUGAAACAUGGAAAUCCUGGAAAAGAGAAAGAAUUGAAAUCUCCAGCAGCUACAAAAGAUAAAGUUAUUAUUUUUACAGCACAUGCUAAAGAAAAGGAAGAAAAGAAUCCUACAUUUUUAAAAGAAAAAGAUUCUCUGAAAGGAAAAAAUCCCAAGAAUCCAGAGAGUUCAAGGGAAAAAGAGACCAGUAAAAGAAAAGAUGUGAAGCCUCCAGCAGCCUUAAAAGAAAAGGACUCUUCAAAAGGAAAAGAUAUUAAGGCUUCAAGUAAUACUAAGGAAAAAGUUGCAGUGAAAAAGGAGGGGGAGAAGAAAGCUACCUCAGAGAAACCUCAUGAACACAAGCAUGAACAUGUUAAACAUGAAAAAGCUAUCUCUCAGAGUAAGCCAGAGGAGAAAAUGAAACAACAAAAGACAACUCCCACUGUGAAAUCAGAGCAUGAAGCAGUCAGACAUCAAAAAGAUGUUCCACGAACAAAACCAGUCAAACCAAAAACCACUGCAAAGCCAACAGCUGAAAUCCCAACAGCAGCCACAAAAAAACCAAAACCAAAGACAACUAAGGAGAAAGAAGAAAAACCAACUGAGAAGAAACAGCUGAAAAAUGAAAAAAACAAAGGUGCCCCACCAGUAAAAGAAGCCCCACGACAUCAAAACCUGACAUCAGCUCCUGUUCGCUACUUUCAAUGUGUCUUCCUAAAUGGACCUAAUGGAUUUGGGCUGCAAUUUCCCACUAAUCCCCCUUCAAACAAGGAAGAAAAGACUCACUCAAAGACUUCCAAGAGAAAGACAAGGAAACCGGGGCAGUAGAGAGACUGAGUCCUGUGAUCACUGAUAUUUUGCACUUUAUCUUUUCUGCUGAGGUCCACAGUAGCUACAAUGGUACUUAUCAUUGCAAGAAUGUGAUCCACUUGCACACAUGUACCUGUAUAAAAUUCCCAUAGGGCAGAAGCAGAACAAGCAGUAGUGAACUGUGUUUAACAAAAAGAAAUGUAAAAGUGCCCCGUUUCUCAUGGAAAGGCUGCAAUGCUAACAAAGCAUUGACAUGACUGUGUGUGUGAGCAUGUGUGUGUGUUUUCCUGCCUCUUUUGCUCUUCUUGUUUUUCUUUACCUACAUGCUCAGCAUUGAAGUGAGUCUGUUUUCCAUUUAAUCUUAUCUAAGCAGAGAAAUGUUGAAUGUAGCUCUUAUAUCAGCAAGAUUGCAAGGCUUCCUGCAAUCCUAAAUCAUUUCUUCUUAAAGUUCAAUCAAACUGCUGACAGGAAAAAAACCUCACUAAGUCGUGAAAAUGUGCUCAGUGACUGGUUCUAUUUUUAUGUCUCAUUGACCAGUGUAGCCUAAAGCUCACAUUUACUUGGAACAGCUCAACAUACUACCAGUAAGUUGACUCCCCAAGUCAUGUUAAUGAUGAAUAUUUCUAUUUAACUUAAAGCUGUAAAGGCAUGGACUGUUUGCCCUGCCUGUUGGUGAAAUACAAACUCAUCUCCUUUUAAAGCCCAAAGUGAGAAGAGAAAGUGAAACCACAUGGCAACUUUCAUGUUUUACCAACAUGAAAGUCCCCAGAAACUAAUGAAAUAGUUAUAGUGCUUCUAGUUUUCUUCUGCGGCUAAAUCAGACUGACUUGCAGUGCAAACCUUGUAAAUGGAGAAUAUACCAGCCAACUGUUGGCUAUUAGCAUAAGUCAGAUGAAAAGCUAGGAUGUGAGAUGCCAUUCAUGAAACUAAGGCAACCCAAAUUUCCAAUAAGUAAGCAUGCGAAUUUGAUGAUAUCUCAGAUCAGUGAACAAAAAAAAGGACAACAAAAAAGCAAAACCAAAACCAAAACAGACAAACAAUCAGAAAACAGAAACAGGAACACAUGAAAUAAUCCAGGUAGCUCAUUUUACUAGAUUAAAUGAAAGGGCUUCCUCAGCACAGUACUGUAGAUAAGUUACAGAACUGAAAGAUAUGCCAGUUCUCAACCUUCUUUUGUGCCUUUAUGUAGAAAUAAUGAACUUAUUGCCUUAAGAGACAAGAUAGCAUUCGAUCCGUGUAAAGGCACAUGACUGAAAAUUGGCAUCUCGCCUGUCUGUGUCUGGCAUUGUAAAUAAUCAUGCAUUUUUGCAAGCUGCUAUUUGUUUGUAUUUCUUUACUAUAUUUUUGCAUUUAAUCUGGGAAAUACGAAGCAGUGAUCUUAGUUAUAUAGUUUUUUGGUGAAGCAGCAUGUUUCUCUUUGUACAACCUGACUACUUGUGGAGUCUGAACACACCAAAAACUAUAUACUAUUUUUUAUUUUUAGUGUAGUUGAAGAUAACAUUAGCUCUUUCCCUCAUUCCCUUUCCCUGCCCAUCCAUUCUUACCUUCAUCAAAUAAUUGACUCACGUGAGUUUUGGGCAACUGAUUCUUUGACAGAUUAGUGCAAUUCAGAAAGCUUUGCUGUUACACUGCUGGGUCAGGUUAGUACUCCAUGACUACUGGUCAUGGCCUUACAUGAACCAGGUUUUUGGUCUUAGUGCGCUCUGAUAUUGCACAGGUCCUGUGCUGCAAAAACUGUUAUUGCAACAAGCAGUUUAGGCAGUGGUGCGCAGAAAGAGGUAGGAACAGCUAGGAGUAGCUCCUCCCAUGUAGGACCACAGUGCAGAUAAGUGUUCAUGGUGAAUGCCCUCAAAGUCCUCUGUGAAAUCUUCUCUGGAUAUAGUGCUGCCAACAGAGCACAUGAUAAUCUUUAAUUUUCUUUCAAUGUCUCUUUUUUAUAUUUCCAGUUACUUUUCCCUUCCCAGUUUGUGAUUUUGUAUGUAUUAUUAUGGAUGUUAUUGCCUUAGGUUUUUACUGUCAAAGCUAUCUCAAAAUUGACAUUAUAACUUCCUGAAAAAUCAAUUAAUUGAAGAUUUUAUCUAAUGCAAAUAAUCAGCACAACAUUUUAAUAUACCAUAAGCCUUUAUUUUUUUUCAGUUUCUUUUGGCAAAAUAAUUUUUUCUCAUUAUAGUUAGCCUUAAUCCUUUCUUCCUAUCUGAGAGGGGAGAUGACAAGAAUUUGUUCCAGAUCUCAUUUCCAUAAUGUUUCAAUUAGCUAUCUGAAAGCUUUGGAAAUAUAAACAAUUAGUGUAAUUGAAUAAGGGAUAUAAAAUCAGUCAUUUACUGUUGUUUCACAAUCUUAGUCACUGCCUCAAAAAAAUGGAGAAACAGGUCUACUCUCAAAGUGGGAAGCAUUUUUCUCUUUAAAUUCACCUGUAAAAUUAAAAAAAAAUACUUGAUUUGCAUGGUUUUACUCAAAUUAGCCUGAAAUAUUGCAAAAUCAUAUGCUGAUUGUUAUACAUUUUGGAAAAUAAAAAAUAUAAACCUUG
Pseudopipra pipra is the source of this 5255-nucleotide messenger RNA. It is a transcript of the gene TRDN, whose product is annotated as triadin. NCBI's taxonomy places the organism in Eukaryota, Metazoa, Chordata, Aves, Passeriformes, Pipridae. Gene Ontology annotation, biological process: heart contraction; regulation of release of sequestered calcium ion into cytosol by sarcoplasmic reticulum; regulation of cardiac muscle cell membrane potential. Gene Ontology annotation, molecular function: signaling receptor binding. The coding region runs from base 470 to 2746 and encodes 758 amino acids. The transcript has 39 exons. The record is from RefSeq and is a predicted model, not a curated record. Gene Ontology annotation, cellular component: sarcoplasmic reticulum; junctional sarcoplasmic reticulum membrane; plasma membrane.